CUCCAAACUAUGCAACAGGGCGGGGCAUGGCUCUGUGGCCCCUCCCACCCCCUUUGCUCGCUGACAGGUACACAGCCUCGAUGUAAAAACAAAAAGUGAAUGUUCCUGAUCACAAGUCCUGUUCUACCGGCGUGCAAGGGGCAGCUCUGACACUAGGAAGGCGGAGUGCACAUAAUCUGAAAGAAGACACAUAACUUGGGCUACACACUGGAGCCAUAGGCGACACUUUCACACACGCAGCUGAGGUCCACCUGUCUUCUUUGGAUUGUUUUGUCAUCGGCAGCCGCUCAUAGGUGAUCUGUCACCAUGUUCAAGAAAAAGAGCAGGUCCACUGCUAUAACCACGCCAAAACCAGCGUAAGUAGACUUCUUCAGCGACUGAUCAUUAUGUGUUUUUUCUUUUCGACAGGAUUUUGUUGUUUGGGAUAUUCUUGCUGCUUUAAGUGUGUAUCUGAAUAAUCAAAUAUGAAGUCAAACGCCAUUGAAAGUCUUCAUUGUAACGUGACCUUGCCUUGCACCGACUGAGACUAUCCGGGUUUGGCACUUGGGAGACACGUAUUCCUCCACCUAACUUUACAAAAUCGAUGUGACAGUAUUUGUUUCAGAGUAGAUUAUCAGCAGUGAAGCAUGUUAUCAUACAUUCUUCAGCUAAAUCAUUAACUCCCACCACCUUCAGGCUUAAACGACCAUGCAAAGUUGGCUGUGCAUCAACAAAGUAGACUCAUGUUUUGAUUUUUUAUUAAAUUUAUUAGCAUUCAUUAACAGAGUAAGGUCCACAAUGUUCCACGAGAGAACAAGUUGUACCAUUAUGAGAACUUGAGAACUGACAUUUCUGACAUUUUUGGUGAUUUUACUAGAUUGAACCCACUUUUAAGUGUGUUUUUUUAACCGCAAUUAGACAAAAAACAUUUUUUUGCAUCAGAUGUGGUAGCUGUAGUAGAUAGAAAGCUGUAAAUUAGGUUGUAUAAUGUGUGCUUUAACUCAUGUUAGGGUGUGGUUGAUAGGCAGUGCAGUAAAGUGGUAGUAACUGGUUUGAUAAGUAUUCCAAGCCAUUAAAGACAAUGCAGGAGGAUUUGCUCGCUGCCUCUCCCACAGCACUCCACUCCUGAUCAGUUAAAGUCUGGUUUUCCCACCUGGAAAUGACAAAGUGCAAUGAGCAAUGUGUUGGGUUGAUAACUUCCCUCUGCCUGCAUAUUUCUCUUCAAGGAGCAUCUUUAAAGACAGUUAAGCCCCCCCUGUCACUCAGCAGGUAUUAAGGUCAUCAGGAGCCUCCGUAAUAACACCCCUUUGGUGUAAAAUUCCAAGUUUCACUAAUCCGGUUUUUAAAUCACCGUCUUUUGAUUUAAGGUGUGGUCCUGAGACUGUCACACCUGCACCGGAGAGCAAAAGAAUGUCCCUUUUCCUGCAUUGUAUGUACAUGAAGUCUCUGUGCUGCUGUGCACUGAUUUAAAGGCUCUCAUUUGACUGCUGCUAUUUUGCUUUUAUUGGUUUCUACUCAUUAAGUGCCAACAUUGAUUUUUAAGUGAAGAUAAGCUUGAGAGAUAAACACUUCUUUACCUUGAAAACCGCAAACAGACAUCGUAGGAAUCCUAAUGAUGCAGCUCCACCCUUUGAAUCUUCUCAUGCUGCAUUUGCUCUUCAGGAUUUAGUCUGUGCAUGUAAAGAACACAAGAGCUCUGCUGAUAUCUGGCAAGUUGUCAGCCUGAACUAGCUGAAACACAGCUUUAAGUCAAACAAUCAAAACCUCAGAGCGUACGUUUUUUACCCAUCCUCUUAAACAAACAAAAUAAGGUGAAGUGCGGUAACAUAUUCCUUAUCCUUUCACUGAAGGAUUACAGAACAGAUGAGCAGUAACCCAGCCGCUGAAGUUCACUUCAAACAUUGUUUCUGUAAUCUGUUUGAUUAACAGUUUCAUUUAUGAAAUCUCUGAGACUGAGGCUUGAUACCCAAGCGGUUUCUGAAAGAGUCAAAAAAACAUCAUUCAUCGUUCAACUGCUUUUAUAGUGUUACAACAAAACUUAAAAGUCAAUACUCAAUGAAAUGAUCAGCUAUUGUUCUUAAAGUUGAAAACUGAAGCAGUAUUUAUUACGUUUCAUGUUGUGUCAAAUCGUAACACCUUGAAAUACACGUGCACACACAGAUACAGCAAAGCAGGCAGCUGAGAGAGAGAGAGAGCAGAGCCCAGAGUUCGCUUUGACACUCUUUGACAGCAGCAGUACUCCACACCCUCUAUGACAUAGUGCUGAAACUUUCUGGUUUCAAUUUGACCCUCUCCCUAUGGAAACAUCUGAGUUGUGUUUCUCAAACUUUUGCACCGGAGCCAGUUCUUUUCCCAGAAUCAACACGAACACACUCAAAACACUGAAGAAGAGCCAGUGAGCCUCCCUGGAAACUUACAACAACAAAUUUGGUGACUAACAGCUGCGUAUUAAAGUAGAUGAUUGGCAUUUCUUAGAUUUCUGGAUAUUUUUACAACUGAAAAUAUACUCUCGUAAACCUGGUGCAUUUAAUCUUGUUGAUUCAAAACAUAAUUAACAGAGAGAUAUGCAGUCUGUGUUAAAACAGGUGGAGAGAUCUGCAUGCGUCUGGUAUCGCAGGUUUAUGUUCUAACCUGACAGAAAGCACCUGAGGGUGUUUUUUUUUAUUACAGAGUCUGAGCGAAGUACCUCAGAACUCUACAGUAAUCGACAAGUUCAAACUUGUCCUGAGAUCGUUUCAUAUCGAGAAAAGCAAGGCAUUAGAAUUAAAGUUAGUGUCCAGUGUGUAUAAAACAGAUGUUAUGUAACAUGCACAUAAAAGGUGAAUGGGUGUGGUUUUGCUUGUGUGUGUGUAAAGAGAUAGCUGGCGGAUUUCAAUUGACUGGCAUGGUUAGUUUUGGCCUGGAGCCUGUUACUGAAACAAGUGCACACACAACCAGAGACAGUUCCCAGACUCAGAUUAACUCUCUAUAACUUGCAUUGUAUUUAACAUUGCUGUAGUGUAUCUUUAACAACACAAAGGAACAAUAUGAGUUAAAGUUCUUUUACUAUGUGGAAACAAUCUUGUUGUCUGUCUCUAAAUUACCCCCUGCAUAUUUUUUUAUAGGUCUUGAAAUGACUUGUUACUUAUUUGCAGACACAAGGGCAGAUGUCACAUACUUCAAAAAGCUAAAAUGAGCUAAAUCAGGUGCUUGUGCUUCUAUGCUGUUACAUAAAAACAUUGUUAGGGUGAUACGACUCGCAGCUGGACUGAAUUGUGCCGUGUUUUGCAUGAGCAUUUGCUUUUACGCUCAUCACAGUAAACAACAACUGCAGCAGUCAAUCUGCAAGGUCUCCUCAGCUUUGGUUAUCUGUCCCUGAGUGGUCAGGGUCUUUACCUGUUGGGCAUUAAAGUCAGAGAGCAGAACAGUGUCAGCAGCUGUUGUGUGCAUACGAAUGAAUUCUUGUUUGUUGUUUGUUUUUCUACAUUUUACAAGUUUUUAUUAUAUUAGCAGAAUGUGCAUGGAUCAUGUUUUUACAAUGAUUCAGAUAAGUCAGAUCAAGUGUUCUGGAUCCUGUUUUGGAAACACUCCCUUUAUCAGAUAUUUGAUAAAACCAGAUGUCACUGGGGCUUUAAUAGCAAUGAAAUGACCUCAUAGCUAUACGAACCUUGCAGUCAGGCACAGUAUAGAUACAGAACAUAUGUCUUUGUCUCUCAGUCUGAGUUCACUUUGAGUUAUUCAGAGAAAAAAUGAAUCCAAAAUCUGAAGGGAUUUUUUUUCCUGAAAACAACCUGUCAUACAUGUAAGCAUCUUUGUAAAGGACACUCAAAGUACACAGUGUUUCUGUCCCUGCUGAUAUUUAAAGCUCCUGUGAGGAACUAUCAGUGUUGACUUUGUCGCCCCCUGUGGACAAAAUGAUAACCCUUUUUAUUGUCGCUGAUUUCAUCUUUUCCUUUAGGAAGUGGUUCGAUGAUGAAAAUGUCCUCCUGUUGUGUUGUUUGUAAUGAAAUUUAUCACUUUGCUGUGAGGGGGGGAUAACAAAGUCUUUUCUUCCUCCUCUCAGCAGUUAGAUACAUUGAAAAUGAAAAUAUAGAAAUAGCUAGCAUUGUCAUGGGCAGUCUCCUUUGCUUAAGAACAUCACAGAGAUGCAAUAUGGUUCCUUUCAUGAUUCAUAACAACCCCCCUGCCUUUUCCUUUCAGGGCCCCAUACUCAGAGCUCGGUGCGUUGAUUGAACGACUGCAGGGAAAUGCUGAUAAGGUGGAAGGUCAAAUCGCGCAGGUUGAGCAGAGCCUCAACAAGGUACAGUCACUGAUAAAGUUUUCAAAGAGGUCUCAGAGUAUUUUUUCUUUUUUUAAAUCUGUUGAUAUCUUCUUCCCCCGAUGGUAAAAAUGAUCCAAUAAAAAGUGGCCCUUGAAACCACUGAGAUAUGUUUCUGUAUUUUUGACAGUAGUUGAGAGAAAAUCCUCACCUUCAGGGUUUAGUGUAGGCUUUUCUUGAGUUACUUUCAACCUAAAAUGUUUUUUUUUUCCCCUGAAGGACGUGAGCAAGAUCAAUGAGGGGAAGCAGCCGCUGUAUCAGGAUGACACCAACAAGAGAAUCCUGAACUGCCUGGAGCUGCUCGACAGCCUCGAUCAAGACGCUGUCAAAGCAAAGGGCCUCAAGCAUCCGCAGGCAGAAAUGAUUGAAAAAGAGUGAGUAUCACACAGCUGCUUUACCUCCUCGAAUCAAUAUCCUGCUGUGGAAUGUAGUAAGUAUCAACCAGCUGCACAAUUGGACAUUAUUUCAUUACUCUUCAAAUGUUUGAGAUAGGCCUGAAUCCACACAUGAAACUAUACAACAAGGAAUACAGUCUAGGCCUGUUUGUAAAGCAUGCUGAGAUACCCUUUGUUGUGAAUUUGCACAUUAUAAAUGAAGACUAAUUGACAAACCUUAAUUAAACCUUGCAUACAAUUACCAGAGAAGACUUUUCCAAGUGAAAAGUGUUUUGUUAUGUGAAUAAUACAACAACAGUAUGGUAUUCUCUCCAGUAUGGGCUAAUUAAAUCAUACCAUUUAACGUUGUUUCUGUCUGUGUUUAGCAUGAAGCAACUGCGGGAGAGAGUGAUGAAACUCAAAGAGGACCAUUCCCACAUCUACCACUUGAGCCGCACUGAGGGGAAGCCCACCAUAAACUGGGGAAACAUGAUGGAUGAGAAAAUGGUAGGAAGCAUGCGCAUGUGUACAAGAGCAACCCGAGAGCUGGUAGAUUUCUUGUUUGGCUUUUUAAAAUGUCAGGAUGAGCAGUGAAAAAAUGAAAAUACUUUAUGUCCUCCUUGAAGUUUGGCUGAAGUCUUGAGGGCACAUGGCGCCCAUCUUUUCUCAGUGGUUGAGCAAGCGUAAAACAUCGCGAUAUGUUAUAUUUUAAAGAAAACUCCUCAGCACAGUUUCAAAACUUCUUUUUAGGCUCUUUAAUCCAAGAUUUAUGGAUUAUUUGAACUCAUUCAGGGAAAUUUAGACUGUGAUAGCAUCAAAAGAAAUGAUUAAGAAGUGAUGCAAGGAGCCUACAAACGAUUGUCUAUGUAUUUGCUUAAAGAAAGCAGUAUUCACCCUACCUAACUUUACCCUACAUGGUUGGACACACAGCUUCAUGUUACUGCUAUUGUGACAUAAAUGUUAUUGCGACUCUUUUGCUGCUGGAUGAUUGAUGGGAAACUGCUGACAUCAGUUUUUUAUCUUGUUUUACUGACCCCAUGUGGCAGAAACAAAUUAUUGCAGCUUUAAAAGAAGUUUAUUAGAGAGCUGAUUUCAUUAGUUGCGUUUAGUGGUAACUUUUUACUGGAGGUUCUUUGUUUUUACGUUAAGAACUAAUCCUUGCCAGCUCAAAUGUAGUUCAAGCUUAGAAGUAGCACGAAUAAAUGGCAGCGGUGUAAUUUACAGCUCAUUUUUUUUAUCUCCUUGCUCAGGAAAAUCUGAACAACAAAGGCUUUGGCCAAGACCUGCCAAGUGUGGAGAGUGAAGUCGAGGAUCACAACAUCUUCCACAGUGAGGUGGAGGCUCUGGCUCCUCAUCUUGCAGCCGGUGGAGACAAGGUACAAGAAAAUCAGGGGAAAAAAGGAAUGAGAUUUAUCAUUAAUAGUGCUUUUCAUUGGAAAAAAGUUCUGCAUUUAAAAAAAAGUCACCGAAACAUUUCCUGGGUGGUGUUAUUCAUCCUUUAUUCUGUCCUUACAGGAAUACGUCAGCGGUCUCCAGAUGAAGUACAACAAACUGCUGGUAAUCCAACUAUAAAAAUAAACACACAUUCAUCAAAUUAAAAAUCCACUUAAUCCACCUGAACAAACACUCAAGUGCAAGUCAACCCUCUUAAAUGGCAUUUGAUGGCAAACUCUGAAAAUAAAUUCGAUUAAAUACAUUAAAUAUUUCCCAAAAAAGUAGUGCACGUUUCUCUGAGGCCUCUUUUCAAUAAAGCUUCCACUGUGUCAUCUUAAAACUAUAGAUUUCACUAGAAUGUCUUAUUCUCCAACAAAUGCCAUUUAAAGAAGUCCUCAGAAGUAAAACCUUUAACUAGAAAAUGUAACUAUUUUUUUUAGAUGUUUUUAUUUUACCUUGAUUUAUUUUGUCAACGUAGCUCGCAGGCUUCCUUAGAAUUGAGUCGCCGUGUUGUGCUCUAUUUUGAAGUUUAUCCUGUCAUCUGUUAGAACAAAUCAGGCGAACGUCAGCGCGACCUGCUGAGCUUGCGGGACUAUAUGCAACGCUGCACUAAUGAGCUGUACUGGAUGGACCAGCAGGCCGAAGACAGGAUCAACUAUGACUGGAGUGAUGCCAACUUGGACUACCCUGCCCGCCAGAGGCAGUAUGAGGUAGCUAAAGGGAGCAGAGACGCAAGCUGCACACACUUCCUAGAUGACAGAAUUUGAUUCAGAACUUAUUGCAUCUAUCUUGCUCCGACAGAACUUCAUCAGUAAAUGUCUGGAGUCAAAAGAGGCCAAUGUCACCAAGCUGAAUGAUGAUGGGGAGAAACUGAUUGCUGCAAACCAUCCUGGGAAGAAUGUGAUUGAGGUACAGGCUCAUCUGUUUACUUUUAUGGAUGUUAUUUCACGUCUUUGGAUGAGUUGGAUGCCCUGUGGAACCAAUGGAACUGCCUGACCUGUGUUUUUACGGAUUUGCAUAGCUUUUUAAUCUUCAUACAUAACUAUCCCUUGAUAAUUGUGAAGACUUUUGGGGUUAAUUAAAGAAUUUAGAUUUUUCUUUUUAGGUGAAGUGUGUCUUAAAUUAACUUCAAUCUGUUCAUUUCUUCUAAAUGAAUGCAUUAUUGUUUGUCAGGCUCACAUGGAGGCAGUCCAUGCUGAUUGGAAAGAGUACCUGAACCUGCUCAUCUGUGAGGAAAACCACCUCAAACACAUGGAUGAGUACCACAAGGUUAGUGAAAGAUUUGGAAACGGCGUAAACUCUCACUUGAUUUUAACAAGAGUUAGCAUUCACCACAGUCUGUUUAUAUCUGUGUCUAGUACCACAAGGAGGCGCGUGACACUCAGGACCUGCUGAAACGACUGGAUACUGAAGUCAACCAGAAGUACAACCCAGAGUUCAAAGAUGUGUAUCAAAUGGAGGGUCUUAUCGGAGAGAUCGAUGUAAGAAUUGCUUCAUAUGGAAAUGGAUACUUAGACAUAUUUGACCUUUUUUAACACUGGCUAACAUCUCUCCCUCUGUAUGUGCAUGUGCUUCUAUAGGACCAGGCCAAAGCCAUGGAGCACUUUGAUGAACGGAUCCAGGCUCUUCAAAAGCGUAGCUUGCAGGUUCUGCCCCUAAAGCAGCGUCGGGAAACCCCUCAGAAGCUGCUGCCCGUUGAAGCGCUUUGCGAGUUUGAUACAGAUGAGGUAGGGAACGCAGGUUAAAAGCUGAAAACAAGGUUUAAUUUUUCUGAUGGAGAUGAGGAUAAUUUCAGAUAUUUGGUAAAACCCUGUGACAGAUGAAUGCUGAAGGAUCCUUUGAAGUGUUAUAAAUGACUUUUCAAAUGGAGAUGAAACAGCCCUUUCUAACAUUACAGGAAUUACAGAUUUUAAUUUCUGCUCAUUUACAGGGCCAGAUUGUGCGUGGAGAAAGCUACACUCUGCUCCGCAACAAUGGGCCCAAAUGGGAUGUGAAGGACGCAGCUGGACGUAAACUUACCGCUCCGGCUGUCUGCUUCAUGAUCCCUCCCACAGACCCAGAGACAGUUGCCACUUCUGAUAAGUAAGUGUGUAAAACAUACAUUUACCUCUUCAUGGAUGUAAUUUGUCCUAGCAUAGCUGUAACUGUUUUUAUUUUCAUCUGCAGCCUUGCAAGUCAGCAGAAAGCUCUCAAGCAGAAGACAGCAGCUAGUAAGGCAGGUCUGUUGAAACGCUUUGAUGAGCUGAAGAAGGCGAGUGGGGCUGGCACCGCUUCAGGUACAGGAUAUAUCAUAACUGUCUGUAUUUUUACCUUUGUAUCGAAUGAUCAGGAUUAAUUCAAGUAAUGAAACUCACUUUACUGUGUGUGAUCUCAGACAAGGAUGAGCAGCAGUGCCGCCAGCUGAUGGCUGGUCUGGAUAAUGUCGUCAAUAAUCUGGACAAACAAGAGAAGGCCAUUUAUGCCAGAGUGCGCCCACCGCUGGAGCCAAACAGGCCUCUGCAGGACAGUGUAGACCGUGUGCAGGAUAUGAAGGUAAGCAACCGGUGCAUUGCUUACUUCAGGCCAGGACAGCUAUCGAAUCUGCUUUUUACAACACGUUGACCCUGGUGUUUCCUUUAGGACAUUGCUUCUGCUGUCGGUAAGAUUGAACCAGAGAAGUCCUCUAAAGUACAGGAGGCAAAGAACUUCCUGAUCGCAAACCCGAACUGUGCCAGCGCUCCUCAACUCUACAGCAAGGUGGACGAAGCCAGCAAGAAGUACGACAAGGUUGAUGAGCUUCUCCGGUGCUCUCAAGACAAGUAAGGGAGCAGACUUUAAAUCUGGGUUUUUUUAACGUUACAGUCUGUUUUGUUGGAUGACAUGCAUUUCUAAUCCACUCAUAAUUCCCCUUUUAGACUGAAGAGUUCCAAUCAGUUGGAGACUUCUAUACAAAAUGGAAAGACUUUGCUGUCCACCUUUGAGAACAAGCUGGCCAGGGAGGAGGUUGCACCAUCUGACCUAUCAUCACUCGAGAAAACUCAGCGGGAACUUGCUGUAAGAUUGCACUGUUACUUUUAUUCUUUAGCACACAUUUUAUUUAAUAAUCCACUUAAAUGCAUCAUAUGAACAUCACUUUGUAGGAUGUUGGAGCAGAACUGAGGUCCAAGAGGGCACAGAUCGCUGAGAUAGAGCAGAACCUGCGUGCGGCUAAAAACAGCUGCGACAACAUGAGCGGCAAAUGUCAUGAGCACUGCCCUGACAUUGAGAGACAAGAGGCAGAAGUCCAGAAGCUCACCAAACGCUUCAACAACCUCAACAACCAGAUUGACACUAGGUAAGAGGAUCAGGACAUGAGCACUUUUGAAGUAAUGAGAAGAGAACUUAGUAGUUAGAGAUGGAGAUCAUGAGCAUGUCAUGAUCUUCUCCUCUUUCAUUGGAGUCAAAGAGGAAAUUAACAGCUUAUUACUUUGAUUUACAUGCAAGAGCUUAAUGAUCCCAUUUAUUGCCUGUUGCAGAGCUCAGUGCUUGCAGAGAGCCAAGAUGGCGUACAAGAACUACAACAGUGACUAUGACAAUCUCAACAACUGGUUGUCUCGUGUCCCAAAUUACGAUCCUCGUGAAAGUGAUGACACUGCUCAAGUGGAGACCAAGCUGAAGAAUCAGAGGGUGAGACUGAUGCGCUGAUGGGGUUCAAGUUUUGCUCAUUUCUGGUGUAUUUCUGGGAUAUUUUGUCACUGAUGCCGCAGGAAAAAGUUAACACUAUCUCAUCUGUCUGCUACAGAACCUGCUCUCUGAUAUUGCAAAAAAGGAAUCCGACUUGAACAACGUCUCCAAAAAUGCCCAGCUUUACCAACAAGCUAUAAGAGUAAGAUAUACAUUCUCCAUAAAACCACCAAGUACAAAAUUUGUAACAAAUUAGAUAAGCUAAAGGUUUAAUAAUGGUUCUUCUUUCUAGGACUAUGAGAAUGAAACAGAGAAGUUCAGAGCCAUCCUUGACCUCGAGGAUGGACUUGUACCUCAGACUUACAAGAGGAGCAGACUGGAAUCCCCUGCUCUCACAGUCAAGUCACAGGUGAGGCACGACAGUCAAAUUCUGUAAAAAUUAAAAUUUUUCUGGUCUUGUUCAACUACAUACUCCAACGGCCAUGUGCUGCCAAAAGCAAACUAUAUUAAAGUCAUCAACAACCUUGUACUUGAUGCCACAAAAAAAUGGUUUAAUAGAUGCAGAUGAAAUAAAAGAUGCUCUUUUACAUUUGCACAAUAGAAAUAAUUGCGAGGUUAAAUAAAUGAAUGACCCAAUUGAGGCCUCCAAUUGAAAAGAGUCCUAACUCACCCCUUUGGUGUCUCCUUGACUCAUUGUAGUUCUCUGAAUAUAGAAUAUAUCUCUAACCUGAUUUAAUUCAAUUUAUCCACAUGAUUACAGGAAGCUGCCAUUGGUGCAAGGUUUACUGAGGUGAAUGCAGUGAACAGGCUGAGGCUGAAUAACCUGGAGUUUGCCCAAGGUGUUCUCAAACAGGUGAAAAAUCAUCACAAUAUAAAGACAAGUGAUAUGGAUAAGUCAUUGAUGAAAAUAACUAAUAUUUUUUUUUUCCUUUUCAGCAACCUUCGCCCACUGUGAUCCAGUCAACAAAUGUCAACUCAGUCUAUUCAUCCGCUCAGGGUGAUGAACCUUGGAGAGUCAAGAAGCAGCUGGAAGAUGAAGUCCAAAGACGUGAGCAGCUAGAGAGAGAAAUCGAGAUUAUCCAGACAGAUAUCUAUGUCCUCGAAGGGCAGAAGCCACAAGACACAAUAGUUAAAAAGGAGCUGAUUAAAAAAGUACCUGACCCCCAGCUAGAUGAGGAAGUCCAUAAAGUGCAGCAGAAGCUGUCAGAGGAGCGCCGCUCAACCCACGUCAUGGAAAAUGACCUUGAGGUGCUCAAGCUGAAGUUGCGCGGCCUUGAGACUGAGGUCAAAGAAGGGGCACAGCAGUUCACAGUGAAGGAGGUUCUGCGUAUAGAGAGAGACCGAGGUCAGGAGGAAGAAGUGCGCAGGCUCCGAGAGGAACUGGAAGAGCUAAGAAGGCAAAAAUCAAUUAAAGACAAUGAGAUCAUCGAGAUUCAGAAGCAGGUGACACUCCUGGCUGAAGAAAAGAACAGGGAACAGGAGGUGAUUACUGAAGAAGAGGUCAUCAAAGUCCAGAAUGAUCCCCAGCUUGAAACUGAGUAUCGAGUGCUGCUUGAUAGGAAGCAAAAGGAAAUGGAUGGCAGGAAACAGCUGGAGGAUGAACUGCAAUUUCUUCAGGAAAAGCUACAAAGAUUGGAGAAGGAGAAAUCAAUGGCAGAGGAAAAGAUUUCCAUCAAGGAGGUGCUGAAAGUGGAGAAAGAUGUUGCCUUUGAAAGGGAGGUAGAAAAUCUCAGAAGGCAGUAUGAGGAUGAGAAGGCCAAGCGAAGAUCAUCACAGCGAACAAAGGCUGAUCUCAUGAGGAAAAUUACCAGCAUGGAGGAGGAGAAGUCCAAGGUUGUUAUCCAAGAAAAGGUGCGAGAGAUAGUUCGCCCAGACCCCAAGGCUGAGAAUGAGGUAGCCAAUCUCCGCCUUGAACUUGUAGAGAACCAGAGGCGCCACAAAGAUGCAGAGCUUCAGUACAGAUCCCUGCAGGAUGAACUGACCAUGCUGAGAAACAGAGGACCACAAGUGGAGGUCAAAGAGAUCAUCAAAGAAGUCAUCAAGUACAAGACGGAUCCUCAGACUGAAAGAGAGCUGGAAAGACUUCGGAACGAUAUUGUCGAUAAAACUCACCAGAUCGAAAAAUCUGAGAUGGAAACUCGCCAACUACGUGAUGAAAUUUCAAGAUGGAGGGAGACUAAACCUCAAGUGCAAACCAAAGAGGUGGUCAAUGAAGUGCUGCAGUAUCGAGAAGACCCCAAGACCAAGGAGGAAAUUGAAACUCUCAAGAGGAAGCUGGCUGAAGAACAAAAGAAACGUCUCGAGCUUGAGAAUGACCGUUUGUCCCAAGAGGAGAAAAUCAGAGUGAGGAAAAUCGAUCUGUCUCAGGUCCGUGAGAAGAUUGUUCAACAAGAGGUGGUCAAGAUGGAAGAAGAUCCUCUCCUCAGGUCAGAGUGUGACUCCUUCUCACUGAACAUCGGCAAUGAGCAGAGACAAAAGGAGAGCCUGAAGACGGAGCUCUACCAACUGCAGAGACAAAAGGCCGACUUGGAUCUGCAACUGGAAGAACUUGAGCGUGAGCGUAGAGCAAGACGUGAUGCAGAGCUGGAGAUCCAGAGGCUUAGAAUAAGACUGAAUGAGCUGGAGAUCCAUGACAAAGAGAACCGUGAAAAAGUUACUGUCAAACAGAAGGUCGUUCUACAGCAGGAUCCUCAACAGGAGAAGGAACACUCCAUCCUUAGACUGCAGCUUGACGAAGAAAGGCACAAACGUACUCUUCUCGAGAAAGAGCUAAAUGCUCUCAUCCAGCAGCAGAUCACUCUGGAAAAGAUGGAUGUGAAGGAGAGAGUUGUCCGCACUGAGAAGGUCCAAGUCGAGAAGGAUCCAGAGGCUGAAAUUGAGAUCGAGAAUCUAAAGAGAGCUCUGGAGGAGGAGAAAAGAAGAAGGCGAGACCUGGACCAGGAGUAUACCUCCCUCACAACAAGGCUCUCUGAAAUGGAGUUCUCCAACACCAAGUCUACAAAAGAAAUCGACUACAUCCGUGAUGAAAGCAACAGACUACAGCAAGAAAAUCAAAGGCUGCAAAAUGAAAUUCGCAAGCUUAAGUCUGAAAUUGAGAUCACCAGCAAAGAGACGCGGCUCAUCACUGAAUCUGCUCCAAGGGAGGACGGAAAGAACCUUGAGUUGAGGCUUGAUUCUCUACAGAGGGAACUAGGGGAGCUGAGGGGCAUAACUGCCCAGAAAGAUGAUGAGAUCGAGAAGCUUCAAAAGAACCUGUCUGCAGUGAGAAUGAAGAGGGAACAGAGGGAGAGUCACCUCAAGAGGUCUAUAGUGGUCAUUGACCCUGAUACAGGCAAAGAGAUGCGUCCAGAGGAGGCCUACAAACUUGGGCUGAUCGACUGGAAGAUGUUCGUCAACCUGCAGAGCCAGGAGUGUGACUGGGAAGAAAUCACAGUCAAAGGCCCCAGGGGAGAAUCCUCGGUUCUUCAUGACAGAAAAUCAGGGAAAAAGUUCUCUAUUGAGGACGCUCUGCGACUUGGUCACAUCACAAAUCGCCAGCUUCAGCAGUACAUAAACAAAGAGAUCUCCAUCCAGGAGUUUGGUGUUUUGGUGUCGGGGCAGAACAAGUGA
Messenger RNA from Xyrichtys novacula (pearly razorfish), 13335 nucleotides. Lineage: Eukaryota; Metazoa; Chordata; Actinopteri; Labriformes; Labridae. The record is from the annotation of a GenBank genome assembly.